Cuscuta europaea is the source of this 1833-nucleotide messenger RNA. The record is from the annotation of a GenBank genome assembly. Lineage: Eukaryota; Viridiplantae; Streptophyta; Magnoliopsida; Solanales; Convolvulaceae.
AUCACUGGCUUCCUGAACCUUUGUCGGUCCCGAGGGGUGGCUCCCAGCCUUGACUUAUUUUUCCAGAGCUUCAACCUCUGUUGGGGAGGUCAUGUGAAUUCUGAGGGCUUUCCGAACCUCCAGCAGAUUGCCCGUUGGAGGCUGUUCACAGAGGCACCCUUGUCGCACAAAAGGUGGAAGAACCGGUUUUGCUAUGUCAGGCUGGCCGCAAAUCCAUUUCCGAGGGAGUUGGGGAUCGUUUCAGACAGCACGAAAAAGUGAAGAGUGCCGCUCUCGAGAAGGAUGACAAAAGCUUGCCAAGAUCCCAGAGGGGCGUGAGAAGAAUGUGACGAUCAAGGAGUCCACUCUCGAGGAGGAUUUGUAUCUCCUUGGCCUCCGGCGCUACCAUUUCCUGGGGGAGAUGGAUGAGAAGUACCCCGUCCUUGAUCGAGCCUUCGAGAGUACAGGAGGUAGUAUCCCGAAGGCGCCGAUUUUUUGUACUUAGAAAUUUUUGUUGUAGUUUAAUUCUUGUUCAUGUCCGCGAUCCCCUGGUCUUACAUUUGCGUUGUCUUUGCAGGUGCCAUAAUGGAUGUGAGGAAUUUUGCUGGCCUUUUGAAGAAGUCGACGAAGGAUCAGAAGAAGAAGGAGACGGGCACCCACAAUCCCGUCGAUGAAUUCUUCCCGAGGGAUGAUGGGCCCUCGGAUGUCCCGGUUGAUGUUGCUGCUGCCGCAACAGAGAGGAAGGCGGUGGGCAAAGGUGUUGCCCCCAUCGGAAAGAAGCCGAAGGAGGGGGAGACCGGGAAGAAGGCUCCCCCGGUUCUAAUCGUCGAUGAGCACUCAACCUCUGAGCCUCUGGUCAUGGCUACGACGGUUGCAUCCAAUCCCCCUUCGAGAGACUUCCCCCAAGAGACCGUGCAGUUCUCCCUUGUCAAGGGCACCGCUGUGAUGCACGACACAGUUGAGCCGAAGGCGUUCCUGAGGGGCAUCACUUCGGAGAUGGAUAGGGCAGCCCUUGGCACCUACGAUGAUGAUGAUGCCCUCAAGAACAAGAUCCUCCGGUCUUCUCUUACUGCUUGCGUUGCCCUCGGCGAGCAGGCCCGGAGGGUUGGGGAGUUGCGUCGUGAGAAGGCGCAACAGGAUGAGCACCUGAGGAAGCUUGUGCACGACAACGCCGACGCCGUGAGGCAGAUGGCGAAGUUGGAGGAGGACCUUCGGCAAGCGAAGGCUGAGGCCGAAAGAGCCAAGGGGGAGAAGGCCGAAGCUGAGAAGGUCGUUGUCGAGGAGGCGGAGGUUGUCAAGGCGGAAGCCGUCGCCAAGGCUCGGGAGGAUGUCGUUGCUGCCUUUCUUGCGGAGGGGUGGAAAGCUGAGGGCCGGAAGGAAUGGGUGGCCUCGGUAGUAGAAACCUCAGUGGAUGCCUGUGUGAAGGGCCCCGGGGGUUGAAUGGAUGGCCCGGAAGGGCAAGGAAUAUUACGAGGGUGGCGAGUAUUUCACCCAACCCUCGUCUAUCGGAGGCUCGCCAGGCAUCUCCAAAUUGAUCCAGAGAAGUUUGAACCGGCGGCGUAUGGCCUUCCCCCUUGCAACCAGACGUUCGUGUUCCCCUCCCCCGGAUGCAGAGAGACUGGUUCUUGAAGACUCCGUGCUGAUGGCAGAGGCACCGGAUGCUGAUGAAGAAGCCGGAGGAGACAUUUCCUCGAAGCCUGUCGAAGAAGGUGCUGUCGGGGCUCUCGAUCCAUGAUUUGUACUUAGUCGAUUUGGUGAACAAUUUUUCUGUAAUGUAAUGUUUUGUAGCUUUCGGCUUUGGCUUUCAUGUAACAGACAAUUAACAUUAUCCUCCUUUUGUUUAAUGUAUGCCUG